This is a messenger RNA of Lathyrus oleraceus (garden pea), 1551 nucleotides long. RefSeq lists its product as uncharacterized. The coding region runs from base 1 to 1551 and encodes 516 amino acids. NCBI's taxonomy places the organism in Eukaryota, Viridiplantae, Streptophyta, Magnoliopsida, Fabales, Fabaceae. The record is from RefSeq and is a predicted model, not a curated record. The transcript is spliced from 3 exons.
AUGGGUCCCAAUGUGAAGGACAAUCCAAUGCCAAGUCAUGGUCCUUCAUCAGUGAACAAUAUAGAAGUUUGUCUCAAUGAACAACGUGUUUCAAAGAUAAAGGAGAUUCAGCGGUCUUUGGUUGAAAUUCAUUCUGUUUUAUGUGCUCAUGGUCUAUUCCAACAUGACCACCAGAUUUGUGGUACAUGUUCAGUCAAUUCAAGAGGUUGUAGGAAGAUUCCAGAUGAUUUGCAAGGCGUCCUUGAUCAGGGUUUGAUUCAGAUUUCUAGACAAGUGAGUUCUCCAGAAUCACAAGAACAAGAAGUGAAUGUCAUCAUUCCUUGUUUCAACAUUCCAGAGAAAGUAGAGAUAGCUUAUCAUCCGAGGGAGCCGGUGGUGAUUUUCCCUCCGGGCCCAAUGCCUUACAAUUCAGAUAAAGCGGUCCCCUACCGCUAUGCAGCAACUAUUAUUGAGAACGGUAAAGAGGUCGAGAUUAAAACCUUAGCCUCAGUUACCAAUAUCGCAGCAAAUAGCCGAAUGACGCGCAGUGGUCGCGUGUUCGCUCCGCCGGUUAUCCCAAGUAGAAAUGUUGAGAAAGAUCCAGUAGUCGUGGUACCAGUGACAAGAGAAGCAGAAGGGCAAACAAGCAAUUCAACCCUUGCCAAAGAAACAGAUGAACUACUCAGAAUUAUCAAGCUCAGUGACUACAAAGUGGAUAUAACAGCAGAGCAGUUCAACAAUGUUGUAGGCAGCAUCACUUCAUGCAAUGUCUUAGGCUUUUGUGAUGAAGAACUGCCAGAAGAAGGAAAGAAUCACAACUUCGCUCUCCAUAUCUCAGCCAAUUGUCAAGGGGAUUCUUUGUCUAAUAUCCUAACUGACACCGGUUCAUCUCUGAAUGUCAUGCCCAAGUCUACCUUGUUGAAGCUAAAGUACAAAGGGGGGCAAAUGCGGCACAGUGGAAUUAUUGUGAAAGCGUUCGAUGGAUCAAGAAAAACAGUCAUUGGAGAAGUUGAUUUGCCUAUUGGUAUUGGACCACACGUAUUCCAGAUCACUUUCCAGGUUAUGGACAUAGUGCCAGCUUAUAGCUGUCUGCUCGGACGCCCAUGGAUUCAUGAGGCGGGUGCCAUUACAUCCACGUUACACCAAAAGUUAAAGUUUGUCAAGAAUGGGCAAAUAGUGACGGUUAAUGGGGAGCAGGCUAUGCUGAUUAGCCACCUUUCAUCGUUUAGUGUGAUAGAAGUAGACGAGACGACUGUUGAAACUCCAUUUCGGACCCUAACCAUUGAUGAUCACAAGAAAAGUGAAGGUUCAAUCGCGUCAUUCAAAGACGCCCAACAGAUUGUCAAGACAGGUCCUACAGAAAUAUGGGGCAAGGUGAUAGAGUUGCCAGAAAACGUUAACCAUACAGGAUUAGGCUUUGUUGGUGGAAAACAAGUGCAGACUUCAAUGGUGCGACCUUUCAAAGAUAUCUUUCACAGCGGUGGGUUUAUCAACAUGGUAGCAGUUGAAGAGGAUACUUUUGAGAAAAAGACAGAAGACGAAGGCCCCAGAUUUGUGACACCAGGACUUUAA